Messenger RNA from Drosophila serrata, 2502 nucleotides. RefSeq lists its product as uncharacterized. NCBI's taxonomy places the organism in Eukaryota, Metazoa, Arthropoda, Insecta, Diptera, Drosophilidae. The record is from RefSeq and is a predicted model, not a curated record.
AUGUCCAAUCAACUAUUCUUUCUGAGCUUGGCCGAUAUCUUCUCUGUAUAUCCUGCCAUCUUCAAGGAGCAGAGCAAGAAACUGAAAAAGACCAAACAGAUCUACCUUCCCAGCGAUGAGGAGUGGCAGGACAAGAUGUAUUAUAUGCUUCUGGAGAUUCAGCGUCAUGUGAACGACUCCUCCGACGAAACGUUAUCUCUACAGGACAUCAAUAAGAAAGAGAAACCUCUCUUUGACCCUCUGCGUAUCACCAAGAUCCUUACCCCAGGUAUUAGUCCCAAUGGACGACGCAGUAGGACCUUGAAGUACUGUCAUUCCACCACGGUGAAGAUCAAGCUGAAAGCCGGAGCCCGUUGGACUUUACCCACUAUCGCCAAUGCCGCCAAACUGCUUCGCAAACCACCGAUUAUGGUGGAUUUUCAAAACGAGCAUGAGAUGAGAUUGGCUUACUCCUUAAUCUACGAUGUGUUUCGAUAUAAGGUUGUGAUGUCGAAUGCCUUAAGCGAUGUCUGCUUUUUUGAGCAACACAAGGAGUACAUAAGUGACGAGCAACGAAUUUGGUUAAUGCUCUUUGAACUCUACGACCGCCAGUUCAAAGGUCGCAACUCCGAGGAGAAGGAACUCCAAGCAAGUCUUUACAAGGAGGCGGAAGUUACAGAACUGGCGGAUGUUCUUUGGCAGCAUCGCAUCCGCUUGGCAGCCUCAAUUUCCCGGAUGCGGAUACGGGUGGGAGCUCUCCGGCUCUCACAGUUGCUACCCAUUCACCUGCAGAACGAGAAGGUGGCCAUUGCUGCAGCCAAUCCCGUGGUCACGGGAUGGAUUAAUCCGUUCUUAGUGCGCAAUAAAGAAGAGGCGGAUAAGAUCCUCACCGAUAUGGGCUUUACGGUCCACGGUCCGGAUGAUGAGCAGCCGCUGCUGGAGCAGCAUUGUAAAUGGGACAAUAUCUGUCCUUUGGUCAUAUCCUGUAUACCCAAGGACCGCAGUGAGUUCACCAAAUCUGUGCUGAUGACCAAACAUUAUUUUAUAAUGCAGGACAAGAACUUUACCUUUGGACCAGCCAUAAUGUCCAAGUUAAUGGAUUACUUUGAGUUGGAUGGUGAUAUUCUGCAGACUCACAUUGGAUCCCCAAGAUCCACUGCCUAUUUGGCAGCCCUUUUUUAUUCCAUUAAUCGUGUUAACAACUUCUAUGUCUACGGAGCUGGUGCGAAUCUAAAGGAUUAUCGCAGAUAUAUGGAAUUGAUUGGAGUAAACAAUAUCAGGUUAUUUGGCGAUGCCUUCACCUCAUUCCCCAUGGAGUCCAAUCGAUUUCGGACUGUGGUUGGGAUAUUUGCCACACCUCCGAACUCCUUUAGCGCCAUUUCGGAUCCCAUAGACUUGAUAUGUUCCCGCGGUGGGGAUCUCAGUAUGCUGGAAGUUCUUACCGAAUCGGAGGUCAGUGAUGAGGGUCGCCAACGGGUGGCCAUGAUCCUAGAGGAGCAGCUGCUGACCCUGACCAUGUCGAUGUCGCGUCCCCAGGUGCAGUUUGUGCUCUACCAAACGCACUCCAUUGUGGGCACCGAAAACGAGGAUAUGGUGAAGCAUGUCCUGGAACUGAUCAAUAAACUGGCUCUGGAGAAGCAUCGCAAUGCCUACAAGGAGCAGAAGCGUCUGGAGGCUUUAGCCGAAGCGGAAGCAGCCAACAUUCCAGCGGCUGCGAUGAGCAAGGACUCGCCUAGAAAAAAGGAUAAGCCAUCGAAUCAGCCCGAGGUGCCAGCUCCAGGCUCCGGGCCGGCAUCAACAGCUCCCCCUAUGCCAAGGGUAGACAGCAUUGAUUUGAUAGUAACCCCGGAUAUCGAUGAGUUUGUCCAGGACAAAGUGCCGGAUAUAUGCAUUAAUCAGGACGAAUGUAUUAAGCAGCAGGUGACGGGAAGCUAUCUAUCCCUGGUGCGGCGGAAAACUCUGACCCAUCUAAACGAGAAGUACUUAAUCCGAAGAGCGGAGCAGAGAGGACUCUUUGGCAAACCCGAAAAGGAUACCAAGGAGAAGGCCAAGCCCAAGGCAGUUAAGCUGCAGGAGCAGCAAGCAGAAACCACACCCCAGGAUAUGGGCUAUGAUCAGAGGAACUCGGGUCGAUCUAGUGCCCAGCAGAUACUCCAGCGUCUGCAGCGAUCGACGAGCGCCAGUGCGAUCCGCUCGCACCUGACCAAGGUAUCCUCCAUUUAUCGCCGGCCCAUCGCCUUCAAUUUCAUAAGGCGCGAGUGCAAGCGAUUCUACGUCUUGCCCGUCUACAUGCACAGCACCAAGCAGAGCAUUCGAUUAUGGUGGCAAUACGCGUACAAAUGCGUCACACCCGCCGCCUCGGCUGACGCGGUGUGGAAUCCAAAUCUGAAAUUCCGGCUACACUGCAGCCGGCAGCUGCGGAUACGGAAAUUGCGACGUGGUCCCUGGUCCAGGAGGCAGCCCCUCCGGCUGCAUAUUAAUGACAUCAAGCUGUUGUGCCAGGUGCGACAGCGGAGUAAAUAA